AACUUCUUUUGCUGGGAUUCUCAGUAUGGUGUUAAGAAUUGAAGAUCUGGUAAUGAAUUGUCCUUAUUCCUGGAAGUGAUCCUUCCAUAAUCAGCUUGGAGGAAUAAGAUGAGGUUUUUCGUUGGAAUAUACGUUGCACAUUUAUGGCGAUUCUGAGUGUGAGGGCAGACUUCUGCCAGGCUCAGCACAGUGUUUUUGCUGACAAGUGAGCUUGGGGGUUCUAUGUGCCAUAAUUAACAUUGCCUUGAAGACUCUGGACACCGAGACUGGCCUCAAAUAGUUGGCUUUUUUUUUAAAUUUUUUUAUUGCAAGCAUAUUUCUUUUAAUGACUCCAGUAAAAUUAAGCAUCAAGUAAACAAAAGUGGAAAGUGACCUAAACUUUUAACUUGUUUCACUAGUGCCUAAAUGUAGUAAAGGCUGCUUAAGUUUUGUAUGUAGUUGGAUUUUUUUGGAGUCCGAAGGUAUCCAUCUGCAGACAUUGAGGCCCAAAUUGAUUUGGAUUCAAGUGGAUUCUAAGUACUUCUGCUUAUCUUGAAGAGAGAAGCUUCUUAAAGAAUAAACAAGUUGAAUAGAGAAAACAGAUUGAUAAUAGGCAUUUUAGUGGUCUUUUUAAUGUUUUCUGCUGUGAAACAUUUCAAGAUUUAUUGAUUUUUUUUUUUCAUUUUCCCCAUCACACACACGCACGCUCACACUUUUUAUUUGCCAUAAUGAACCGCCCAGCCCCUGUGGAGAUCUCCUAUGAGAACAUGCGUUUUCUGAUAACUCAUAACCCUACCAAUGCUACCCUCAACAAGUUCACCGAGGAACUUAAGAAGUAUGGAGUGACAACUUUGGUUCGAGUUUGUGAUGCUACAUAUGAUAAAGCUCCAGUUGAAAAAGAAGGAAUCCACGUUCUAGAUUGGCCAUUUGAUGAUGGAGCACCACCCCCUAAUCAGAUAGUGGACGAUUGGCUAAACCUAUUAAAAACUAAAUUUCGUGAAGAGCCAGGUUGCUGUGUUGCAGUGCAUUGUGUUGCAGGAUUGGGAAGGGCACCUGUGCUGGUUGCACUUGCUUUGAUUGAAUGUGGAAUGAAGUACGAAGAUGCAGUUCAGUUUAUAAGACAAAAAAGAAGGGGAGCAUUCAAUUCCAAACAGCUGCUUUACCUGGAGAAAUACCGACCUAAGAUGCGAUUACGCUUCAGAGAUACCAAUGGGCAUUGCUGUGUUCAGUAGAAAGAAAUAUAAACGAAGGCUGACUUGAUUGUGGCAUUUAGAGGGAACUCUUGGUACCUGGAAAUGUGAAUCUGGAAUCUUGACUGUGUCAUCAAAGUAGUGAUGGAUUUAGUACUCCUCAAACCACUCUCCUCAUGAUUGGAAAAAAGUAAACAAAAAAGAAAUCCCUCUAUAACAUGAAUAAAAUGUUUAAGAAAAGAAAAAGAGAAAGAAAAAGGGAUUAAUUCAGUGAAGGAUAAUUUUGCUUCUAGUGUUGGAGUUUGAAUUUCUGCCAGGAUUGAAUUAUUUCAAAAUCUCCUGUCUUUUUUAACUUUUUCAAAAUAGGUCUCUAAGGAAAACCAGCAGAACAUUAGCCUGCGCAGAACCAUCUGUUUGGGGAGCACGUUCUUCCAUUAUGCUUGGCACAUAGAUCUCCCUGUUGUGCGAUUUCUUUCUUUCCUUUUUUUUGGGUGGGGGGGUGAGUUGGUGGGGGGGUAUAUUUUUCCUCUCUUCUCUUCUUUUCCCUGUCCCUCUUUUUUUCCCUGAUACAAAUUGUAGAUGGAAUAGGAGAGGUCUUUGUUGCUGUAGAUGUGCGUGCAGUCUGGCAGCCUUAAGCCCACCUGGGCACUUUUAGGGGAGGAAAAAAAAAAAAAACCACGAAAAAAACAGUGGCAUAUAUAUUAUAUGAUCCAGGUGGUUUUUAGUCUUUAUUGAUGAUGGGGUGUUCAUGUUAGUUUCUUAAAAACUAUUCAGCAUUAGGCAAAGUAGCCAAGAGCCUUUUGUUUGGGUUUUUGUUUUGAUAAAUUAGUGGGGAAGUGGCAUUUUAAGAUGAGUCUUUUUUUUUCCAAAGAACUUAGCUGAGAGUCGAAUUCUUCUCUUUUUCCAACCAAUGAAGCUAAGUGGGUAUCUCAGAAGCUUUUUUCUGAAGGGGAGUACUCCAGGCCAUCACUAAAGAUGUAUCCAGGCAGAGUUAGCACACUUUCUAUACCUUGUAGAAUUGUGGGCUGUAGCAUUACUCUGAUUUUCUGUCUAAUGUUGUCAGAGAGUGCUGGUAGUUUAAAAUUUUUAUUUUAGGAUUUAUUUGUACUCUGAAUUUUCAAGAACAGUCAGAGGAGUAGCAGCAAAGACACAAUAUUUUGGACUUGAGAAAUGCCCAUGAUGGGCAUUUUCCAAACUGCCCCCUAUAUGUACAGUUCAGUUUAACCACUGAUUGCCUUGUUACUUUCUUACUAGGUUCUUUAUGAGAUUGAAAAAAAGUACGCUGGUUCAAAACCAACAAUGCCUAGUGAGUAUGUGUCCACAGGCCCUAACAGGAUAGGAGAGAGACAUAGAGCAGCCCAAUGAGUAGCAAAGGGACUGUGUUAGUGAAAUUGGUGUAGUGUCAUUUUUGCUGAAUCUUUGUGGGGUUCAGUAUGCUGAUCUAGAAAAAUGGUCUUUCUGCUCUUUUGCAGAAGGCAGUUGUGGCUGGGCUGCGUCAACAAAGCAAGUUGAAGGACCGUCAGGGGCUCUUGUAUUCUUUAUCUAAAUUUCACAAACUUUAUAGUGCUCUGCUUCUAAGGAUUUGAAUAAAGGCUUAGGGUCAUCUUGUCCUGCUGGAAUUUGCUGUGCAGAGCCAUAAACUUCCCAUUUUAUUAGGAUCAGCUAGGCCAGUAGGAAUGGACCGGGACCUUGUCUCACUGAUGAUACCUCAGACGUUGGCUGGCUGUGUGAACUGCAUAUCUCUUAUGCCGGAGUUGUUUUGCUUUUUAACUAAAUGAAAAUCUGUAGAUUCUCUCCUCCCCAUCCCAGAAAACAAAACAAAAUAAUGCUUUUUGAAAUUGUUUCUAGGAUUUUAACGUGAAAAAUGAUGGUACUGUCUGUCCAAAAUUCUUUAUAUCAGAACAUGACAAUAGAUUUCUUUAACAUAGACUCAAGAUCAAAACAGCAUAUCUUUUAAGCUCAUAGACUGUUGAUUCCAAGGAUUUCGAUCAAUACCAUAACAAACCUUUUUCCUUUGACAUGGCUUUAAUUUUUGUUGUUUGGGUGGAGGGAGAGAGAGACAAAGAGACAGAGAAAGAAUGCGUGUGUGCUCGCGCACGCGUGUGUGCAGUGUCCACCAGUAUCAGUGCCUGCCUGAGUUAGGAAAAUACAUUCCUGGUUCUGUAUGAGAAGAGUAAUAAAGCAACAUGAAACAUUAGCCCUCAUUUGUUUUAAAUUACAGAUUAAUGUUAAUUGUUCUCAGAACUGGAUUUUCUUCCUCAAAAUUAAACGUUUUUUUCUUUUGGAUUUAAUGAAGUAUUGCUAGCCGAAGCCAGUUUGACAUAGUGAGAGAGAUGUCAGACUGAUGAAAGGUGUGCAGCCUGAUUUAAAACCAAACCCAGAACCCUUUUAAAAGAACAAUAAACAUAUUUUACAUGC
Pteropus alecto (black flying fox) is the source of this 3587-nucleotide messenger RNA. It is a transcript of the gene PTP4A2, whose product is annotated as protein tyrosine phosphatase type IVA, member 2. Gene Ontology annotation, biological process: positive regulation of cell migration; protein dephosphorylation. Lineage: Eukaryota; Metazoa; Chordata; Mammalia; Chiroptera; Pteropodidae. Gene Ontology annotation, cellular component: nucleus. Gene Ontology annotation, molecular function: protein tyrosine phosphatase activity. The record is from RefSeq and is a predicted model, not a curated record. Bases 708 to 1211 code for a protein of 167 amino acids. The transcript is spliced from 6 exons.